UCCUAGAAAGUAUUUUUCUUAUACCACGUUUGGGGGAUGAGUCACCAUUGCAGAAUGGCCGUUGUAGGAAACUAUCCUCUCCCGCCAAACUCAAAUCCAAGUCCAAGAACCAAACACUCCCAAGAAAGAAAACAAAUCAUCUAUCUGUUGCAGAAAUGCAAAAACAUCAACCAAAUCACUCCAAUACACGCUCAAAUCAUCAGAAACGGCCACGAACAAGACCCCUUUAUCGUUUUCGAGCUUCUUCGCGUUUCCUCUAAUUGCAAUUCCAUCGAUUACGCCUCCAAGGUUUUCCAGCAGAUUCAGAACCCGAAUGUCUAUCUCUACACUGCUCUCAUUGAUGGGUUUGUAAAGUCUGGGUCUUACCUUGAUGGGAUUCGAGUAUAUUCUCAAAUGGUUGAGGCAUGUGUCAUGCCUGACAACUAUGUUGUCAGUUCGGUUCUCAAGGCAUGUGGGUCUCAAUUGGGUUUGAAGGAGGGUAGAGAGAUUCAUGCACAGGCUUUGAAGCUUAGUUUGAGUUCAAGUCGUUCAGUGAGGAUGAAACUUGUUGAACUCUAUGGAAAAUGCGGUGAAUUUGAGGAUGCGUGGCUGGUGUUUGAUGAAAUGCCUGAACGAGAUAUUGUUGCAUUGACCGUUAUGAUAUCAUGUUAUGUAGAUCAUGGAUUGGUAGAGGAAGCUAGGAAUAUUUUUGAUGGGGUUCAGACAAAAGACACUGUUUGUUGGACGGCUAUGAUUGAUGGGUUUGUUAGGAAUGGGGAAAUGAAUAAAGCUUUGGAAUUGUUUAGGGAUAUGCAAAGGGAAGGGAUGAGACCGAAUGAAGUGACAAUCGUUUGUGUUUUAUCUGUGUGUUCGCAGUUGGGAGCGUUAGGGCUUGGACGGUGGGUUCAUUCCUAUGUGGGGAAAUAUGGGAUUGAGCUCAAUCAUUUUGUUGGUUCUGCUUUGAUCAACAUGUAUUCGAGAUGUGGUAGUAUUGAUGAGGCAGAACGAGUGUUUGAGGGGCUGAAAGAGAGAGAUGUCACUACUUAUAAUUCCAUGAUUGCCGGGCUUGCCUUGAAUGGAAAGAGCAUUGAGUCUGUAGAGAUGUUUCGACAAAUGGUGAAGCACGGUAUUAGGCCAACGAACAUUACUUUCGUUGGUGUGUUGAAUGCCUGUAGUCAUGGGGGCAUGGUAGAGUUGGGAUUUCAAAUCUUUGAAACUAUGACUGAAAAUUAUAAGAUUGAACCACAAAUUGAGCACUAUGGAUGCAUGGUCGAUCUUCUUGGGCGCGUGGGUCGUCUUGAAGAGGCUUAUAACUUCAUUAGAAGCAUGAAAACAGCACCAGACCACAUUAUAUGGGGAUCUUUGCUAAGUGCUUGUAAGAUUCAUGGAAACUCUGAACUAGGAGAACAGGCAGCUAAAGUUUUACUAGAUUGUGGAGACGCUGAUUCAGGUACAUAUGUUCUACUAUCUAAUGUCUAUGCUUCAUCUGGGAAGUGGGGGGAGGCAGCACAAGUGAGGGCGAAAAUUAAGUUGGCCGGUAUUCAAAAGGAACCAGGUUGUAGUUUGAUUGAAGUGAAGAAUGAGGUUCAUGAGUUUCUAUUGGGGGACAUAAGACACCGUGAAAAGGAAGCGAUCUACAAGAAGCUGGAUGAGUUGAGUCAAUUACUGAGAUUAGAAGGCUACUCUCCAGAAACAGAUAGAGUUUUACAGGAUAUUGUGGAUCAUGAGAAAGAAUGGGCUCUAGCUAUACACAGUGAGAGGCUUGCAGUAUGCUAUGGGCUAAUCUCAACUGAACCGUAUACCACUAUAAGGGUUGUGAAAAAUCUGAGAGUAUGCAAUGAUUGUCAUUUGAUGCUCAAGCUCGUUGCUAAGAUUACUAGGAGAAAAAUUGUUGUGAGAGAUCGGAACAGGUUUCACCAUUUUGAAAAUGGGAUUUGCUCUUGUGGAGAAUAUUGGUGAAAAUAAAAACAAGAACACUGUAUUCAACAGGUUUCACCAUUUUGAAAUUGUGAUUUGCAUACCAUAGCAAUGUGAAGCUGAGAUGGUGGCAUAGCUCUGGCAGUGGUAGGAUUGGGUGGGGGAGAGGAAGGGGUGGACGAUAGCUUUGGAGGGUAGGAGAGGAGUGGCCAGUGGGGGAAGAAGUUGGGAAAAUAAAGAAAGAGAAGGGAGGAUAGAGGGUUGGGAUUGGGGCAUUUUUAAUGGAUUCCUUCUCUUUGUAAUUAUUUUUUAUUCUCCAUAUUUUUGUAAUUUAUUGAGAAGAAAUGAACAAAGACUAACUUGAAGGGCUAGACCUCAGCCAACCAUUACCAGAAAUAAGAAUUUUGAUGAUUUCUUUUGGAGAUGGUGUGUGAAUUUAGAUCUGUUUAGGAAAAUUCUAUUCAGACAAUAUGACAUUGUCAUUAUUGUAAAUAAACU
Molecule: messenger RNA, 2394 nt
Organism: Camellia sinensis
Lineage: Eukaryota; Viridiplantae; Streptophyta; Magnoliopsida; Ericales; Theaceae
Product: putative pentatricopeptide repeat-containing protein At5g59200, chloroplastic
Biological process (GO): RNA modification
Molecular function (GO): protein binding; zinc ion binding; RNA binding
Source: RefSeq, a predicted model, not a curated record